GUAAGUCCGGAGUGCAGACACUGUUUUCACAUCUGUUUCGCCUAGCCUGCUGUGCUGCUUCAUAUCUUUUUUGAUUAAUUGUAAUUUAGCUAUUAUAAUUUUAUUUACGGCCAAAUACAGGAAUGUAGAAUUUUGAAUAGUUGUCAAGCAUCGUUUAUCGUGUGAGUUCAGAUCGUCAAUAACCUCGUCGAUGCAAAGCUGAGCUCACCUUGGCACCAAACCCUACGUCUCAAUUCGGGACUAUCAGCUGUCAUGCUGUAAAUGAAUGAACGAUAGAAACAAGCUCUGAAUGUUUAUAUCUUUGGUGACUUUCGGCAAGAUUUUCUCCAUAUAUGUUCUAACGGAAUUCACAUUUCACUUGGCGAACAAACGUGCUCUUACAUGGCUUUUGAUGGGCAAGUAUUCCAAUGGCAGAGAAACAGAUGCACCACCACAUUACUGGAGCUACUGAAAAUGGGGCAUCUGGUGGGCAGUUUGUCGUAACUGUUGGCUCUGAUGGAAAGUUGAUUCAUGUUCGUGAUCCUCUGUAUCUAUCAUCAGGAAUAACCUCAAUAGUAGACGUGAAAAGAGAGGGAAUGAAUUCAAACAUGAAUCAACCAUCUUCAAGCAAGUCUGAUGUUUAUCAAUACGUUGUGAAUGCAGCAGGGGGCAGUGGUCAUUACAUGGGUCUCAUGACUGUUGGCCCUGAUGGCAAACUUACGUCACUUAGAAAUGAUCGCAGCACCAUCCCGCAACAGCCUUCGUCAUCAGCUGUGAUUGAUUUCAAUGGAGGAAAGGAUUCAAAAGCUGUACUUCUACAAAUAAACCCCUUGCAGUCUCAUCAUGCUGUCACAGAGGCUCAUUCACAAGUACAGCAGCCUAAACCUCAUCAAGAUCAGCACAGGAAUGACCCAAAUACCAUUGCCCAUCAGUCAGCUGCUGUGAUUGAUUUUAAUAAUGGCAAGGAUCCUAAAACUGUAGUCCUACAAAUUCAUCCAGCUCAAACUCAAAUGAGUCUUCACUCAAAUCAAGAAGCUCAAAAUAUGCACCAUUCUCAAAUAACACACCACCAAGGCAAUAUAUCACAUCAGUUGCUCACCAAUCAACAAGCUCACCAACAAAACCAACAGCUAGAGCAGAGGCAGCCUCUGCAACAGCAGCAAAGACAGCCAGCCCACCAGCAAGUUUUGCGGGCAGAUAAGAUUGUGAAAGGUGAUAGAGAGGUUGUAUGUGCCAAAUCCUGCCGUGCCUGCUGCAAGUUUGAUGAUGAUGAAGCUCCAGAUCUCAACCCUUAUGUCCAUCAAAGUUCAAAGGAGGAUAGCAACAUCGCCACUUCACCUGUUUCAUGGACAACUGAGAAUCCUGCAUCAUUUUCUCCCAAUGUGAAAGCUACUUCUCCUAAUGGUUCUUCUAAAGGAGCACGAUUUCAAUGCAAAGUCUGUCUCAAGAUGUUCACGCAAAAGGUUAAUCUUACUGCUCAUGAACGCAUUCACCUUGGGGAACGUCCGUUCCAGUGUAAAACUUGUCUAAAGUCAUUUACUCAGCAGUCAAACCUUGUAACACAUGAAAGAAUUCACACAGGCGAGCGGCCUUACCAGUGCCAAGUGUGUAUGAAACGCUUCACUCAGAGACAAAAUUUAACAGCGCAUGAGAGAAUACACCUGGGAGAACGUCCCUUUACUUGCCAAGUCUGUAACAAAUCUUUUACUCAAAGCCAAAAUUUAACAGCCCAUGAAAGAAUACACCUUGGUGAGAGACCAUUUCAGUGUCAAGUUUGCCUCAAGUCAUUCACUCAGCAACAAAACUUGACUUCACAUGAACGCAUUCACCACCUUGAGAAGCAGUUCACCUGUAAUGUUUGUCUGCGGGUGUUUAGUCAAGAAACUAGCCUGCAGAGGCAUAUGCAAACUCACACCAAUUCAGAGCGUCCUUACACAUGCCAAGUGUGUCAUAGGACGUUUGCUCAACAAUCCAGCCUACUAGUCCAUGAAUGGGUUCACAAAUCUCCUGAACGCCGAAAGAGAAACUUUACCUAUGUUAGCGUGGAGGAAAACGUAAUGGAAAUACCUUCGUCAGAACAAUCUGAAGAAUCAGCACACGAUAGGAAUCAUUCAUCGGAACAAGAAGGAGAAAAGAAUCAGGGUCAGUGUCUCUCUGGAACAUCAUGAUAGGGUUACUUUUACUUAAUUUAUUCCUCUUGCUGGCUCCAUAACAAAAAUUUAAGUUGUCAUGCAAACUUUCGCCAGGAUUGUAUUGGCGCGUGUUUUAAAGUGGAUUGUUGUCAGUUUUCAUUGUAACCUUGGCAUAUCAUUUGCCCGACAAAUGAUAGUGCACUGCAUUAUUAUUGAAUUUGGUACUACAUUACAUUGAUAUUUAAUGUACUAUUGUAUUGACAAAUUUUUUAGUGUAUUGUUUACUCUAUGGUGCGCAUCUAAUCUUUUGGCUAAUAUUUAGCAACACAAAUAAUUGAUUGGCAAUUGUGUUUAAUGGCCAGUAUGUAUACUAAUAAGAAA
Molecule: messenger RNA, 2492 nt
Organism: Frankliniella occidentalis (western flower thrips)
Lineage: Eukaryota; Metazoa; Arthropoda; Insecta; Thysanoptera; Thripidae
Product: zinc finger protein 583
Exons: 8
Coding region: 408-2147 (579 amino acids)
Biological process (GO): regulation of transcription by RNA polymerase II
Molecular function (GO): RNA polymerase II cis-regulatory region sequence-specific DNA binding; DNA-binding transcription factor activity
Source: RefSeq, a predicted model, not a curated record